CGUAAAAGCGGUAGUGGGGGUGAGGCAAGAAGUGGAAACGAACGACACCCCCCACUCUUGCGCUUCAUCCUCUCUGUUGCUCUACAUAGUCGGUUUCAAUUCGUGACUGCGCAUGUCAACGUUGAACGUAUUUUGUUUCUGUUUGAUUGAAUUUUGAACUAAACGUAAACCGUGUAAAAAUUUAAUCCGAUUUACGAUGCCCAAGCGAGUGUGCUGUGUUCGAAAUUGUGAUUUCAAUCCUGGAGAUAAAGAAAAUCGAAAAACAAUAUUCCAAUUUUGUGAGAAAUCUCCAUACUUCAAAACAUGGAUGAAUGCGAUUGGACCAAACUUGAGAGAUGGAAAGAAAACUCGCAAAAAUUAUUACAUUUGCGAACGACAUUUUGAUGACGGUAAUUUACAUCGAAUUCCUAUGAAUAUAUUAAAGGAUGGAAAAGAGGUGACCCUGUUACGUAGACGCCCAAUGUUAAAAUCGACAAGUGUCCCAUACAUUUUUCCAGGUUCAAGGCUUAUAGAUUCAAAUAAUCUUGAAAGCUCCUCGAUUAUAGAUUCAAAUAAUCUUGAAAGCUCCUCGAUUAUAGAUUCAAAUAAUCUUGAAAGCUCCUCGAUUAUAGAUUCAAAUAAUCUUCUAAUGGAAUGCACUUUAGAAAAUAUUUUUAACACAACGGUUUUACUAAAGGAAUGGAAUGCAAGACCUUCUUAUGAAUCCAUGGGGUCAUGGGGUGUGACAAAAACAACGUGUGGAUUACUUUUCAUACUUUUAGAAAGCACUUCAGAACAAUGUAGCAAUACAGUACAGCGUUCUUUACUUGUAAAGAAUGACAUGACUAUCGAGUUACAUGCUUAUAAUCAUCCUGUCACUUAUCAUCUUUUGGAAAAGAUGACGUGUCUACAAGAUAUUUAUUUUUUAUUACGAAAAAUAAGUGCAAUGAAAAUGUGUCAAGAAGAGUCCUGCACUAUUGGAUGA
Molecule: messenger RNA, 964 nt
Organism: Trachymyrmex cornetzi
Lineage: Eukaryota; Metazoa; Arthropoda; Insecta; Hymenoptera; Formicidae
Exons: 7
Coding region: 197-964 (255 amino acids)
Source: RefSeq, a predicted model, not a curated record